AUGGCUGAACCAAAAUGGACACUUCGGUUCAAGAACCACAAUAUCACCGUGCUACUGCUUGUUUCUCCCGCCGAGCCGUUCGACUCUAUCAAAGCCACUCUUUUAAAAGCACUUCAGAUCCGUGGGAUAAAAGAAAUAAACGGGAAACCUGUGCCAGAUGACGCAGCAGGAAUUGAGCUCGGUGCCCCUCUUGAGCGGAAUAACCUAGAGAAGGGCUGGCAGCCGCUGGCGAUAUCUGAUGGCAAGACAGACGACGGGGCGGGGAAAGGGAAGAGCAGUGUUUUCAACUCUAGCCCACAGGGAGCAGAUCUCAGAGAUGCGCAGGCUGUGGCGUUCAGGUUUCGGACGCCAAUGGAGGACGGUGAUCUCGAGAUGGACCUGGAUGACCCGGGCUGGGAUGUCCUGAUUCCUUCGUAUGAUGAUGCAGACGAAGAUGAGUGA
Messenger RNA from Nannizzia gypsea CBS 118893, 441 nucleotides. RefSeq lists its product as hypothetical. Bases 1 to 441 code for a protein of 146 amino acids. Lineage: Eukaryota; Fungi; Ascomycota; Eurotiomycetes; Onygenales; Arthrodermataceae. The transcript is spliced from 2 exons. The record is from RefSeq and is a predicted model, not a curated record.